Messenger RNA from Exophiala oligosperma, 945 nucleotides. RefSeq lists its product as uncharacterized. The record is from RefSeq and is a predicted model, not a curated record. The transcript has a single exon. The coding region runs from base 1 to 945 and encodes 314 amino acids. NCBI's taxonomy places the organism in Eukaryota, Fungi, Ascomycota, Eurotiomycetes, Chaetothyriales, Herpotrichiellaceae.
AUGGAUUUUAUCGAAGAGGAGGAAGGCCGUAUGCUUUCAACAACGUGGGAUACACUUUCUAGUGAUUCGAAGCGAAAAGCGAAUUUCUUUCGAGAUUUAUCCCAGAUCUUGUUGUCUUUGGCCAGAAGGCCAUUACCUCACAUAGGCUCGUUGACAAUAGACAACGAAGGCGUUGUGAGUCUUGCUAAUCGACCAUUAUCUAUCAUCAUUCCAGAAGCAGAAAACGACAGUUGCCCGCCUGUUGUGAAACGCAGCUACAUUUACAGUACGGUCGAGUCAUAUGUUCUUGACCUAUUCCAAUAUCACGACAAUCGAAUUCGAUAUCAGCCCAAUUCUGUCAUCUCAAAGGACGAUGCCGUUGACCAAAUGGAAGCCUUGACUUUGAUGCGCGCUUGUUUACCUGAUUUUGUAAAUCGCUAUUCACGUUCUGGGCCGUUUUAUUUGACUCUCACGGACCUCCAUCAAAGCAAUAUCUUCGUCGAUGACGAUUGGCAUAUCAAGUCAAUCAUCGACCUGGAAUGGGCCUGUUCCAGACCGAUUGAGAUGCUCAGGCCCCCUUUAUGGUUGACCGGUCAGGCAAUUGAUUGUUUGGUUGAUGAAAAAUUGACAGAUCUCAAGCUCGCGCUCGACGAGUUUUUCUUCAUAUUAGAAGAGGAGGAGAAGCGAUCGAUGCGUCCUUGCUCAUUUUCAGUAGCCAAUCAUUUUCGCGAGAACUGGGCAACGGGUCGCAUCUGGUAUUUCCGGGCCUUGGAUUCCUUAACGGGUCUGUAUGGCGUCUUCUUGAAUCAUAUUGAGCCGAUGUUUGCAUCCGAUAUUACAAAAACUGCAGCUCGUUACUGGCAUCCGGACGCUGAGAACAUUCUCCGAAGAAGGGUUGAGGACAAGCUUGAGUACGAUCUACGAUUACGGCAAGCUUUCGAAGAAGAUCUAAAGUCGGAGGGCUGA